This is a messenger RNA of Rosa rugosa (rugosa rose), 3955 nucleotides long. RefSeq names its product ubiquitin carboxyl-terminal hydrolase 26. The record is from RefSeq and is a predicted model, not a curated record. The transcript is spliced from 15 exons. Bases 252 to 3512 code for a protein of 1086 amino acids. Gene Ontology annotation, cellular component: cytosol; nucleus. NCBI's taxonomy places the organism in Eukaryota, Viridiplantae, Streptophyta, Magnoliopsida, Rosales, Rosaceae. Gene Ontology annotation, molecular function: cysteine-type endopeptidase activity; cysteine-type deubiquitinase activity; protein binding. Gene Ontology annotation, biological process: protein deubiquitination.
CUCAUAAAAACCAACAAAGGCAAAGCAAAUGUGACCCCAAAAUCAAAAUCGAAGCUAUUUCAAUUCUCUCACGCUGACCUAAAAUAAAAACCCCCAAAAUUAUAUAAAUUUUUUUUUUAAUUUUUAUUCCGAUUUUCACACCAAAAACCGGCUCUUCAUCUUCUCGAGCUUCAGCUACAAUCAAACACAGCUUUCUUCUUCAUCUUCGUCUUCUUCUCUCAAACCACAACCAGGGUUGGUCGGUUGUUAAAAUGAGCCGGCCAAGUACUCGGAGUAAAAACAAACGAAAUAAGCAAGGGGAUAAUGGUGACACCACUUCUGAAAUAUUGCGGAAAAUUCAUGCAACGGGUGAAAUAACAAACCAGGAUAUAAACACACUGUAUAAAAUUUCAAAGCCGGUUUGUCAGGGCUGCCGUGUGAAUACUAAAGACAAUCCGAAUUGCUUUUGUGGGCUAAUUCCACCUCCUAAUGGCAGUCGGAAAUCUGGCUUGUGGCAGAAGACAUCUGAGAUUCUGCAAAACCUUGGCCCGGACCCUUCUCAGGAUCUUCGUUCUUCUGAUGACUGUCCUGCAGGCCUCACAAAUCUCGGUGCGACAUGUUAUGCUAACAGCAUACUCCAGUGUUUGUAUAUGAACAAGCCCUUUCGCGAAGGUAUCUUCUUGGUUGAACCUGAUGUCUUGGAACAACAGCCGGUGUUGAAUCAACUUUCUCGGCUUUUUGCACAGUUGCAUCUCAGCAAAAUGGCUUUCAUAGACUCAUCCCCAUUUGUGAAAACUUUGGAGUUGGAUAAUGGAGUUCAACAGGACAGUCAUGAAUUUCUAACGUUAUUGCUGUCUUUGUUGGAACGUUGUCUAAGCCACUCUAAAAUUUUGAAGGCAAAAGCUAUUGUUCAAGAUCUUUUCCGUGGAAGUGUGUCACAUGUUACGAGGUGCUCAAAAUGUGGAAAAGACUCUGAAGCUUCUUCAAACAUGGAAGACUUUUAUGAAUUGGAGUUGAAUGUGAAGGGUUUGAAAAGUUUGGAUGAGAGUUUAGAUGAUUACCUCAGUGUUGAAGAGCUUCAGGGAGACAAUCAAUAUUUCUGCGAGUCAUGUAAAACAAGAGUUGAUGCUACUCGAAGCAUCAAGUUGCGCACAUUGCCUACUGUUCUGAAUUUUCAGCUUAAGCGAUGUGUUUUCCUUCCAAAGACGACAACAAAGAAGAAGAUUACAUCUGCAUUUAUGUUUCCUGGAGUACUUGAUAUGAGGCAGAGGCUAUCUGAGCCUUCUCAGAUUGAAUCAAUAUAUGACUUGUCAGCUGUGCUGAUUCACAAGGGAACUGCAGUUAACAGUGGCCACUAUGUAGCACAUAUCAAGGAUGAGAAGACAGGGCAAUGGUGGGAAUUUGACGAUGAGCAUGUCUCAAACUUAGGGACUCACCCGUUUGGAGAAGGGACUUCUAGUUCCAAUAGCAAGCCUCUUAAACCUGAAGCAGUUAACCCAUCUUGCUCAGAACAGAUGAAUGGUGUUUCUAAUGGUGAUAAGAUGGAUAUUGAUCACCAACAACCUUCAGAUUCUAUUACUAGUUGUGAUGUGGAGACAUUUUCAUCAAGUGAUGCAUAUAUGCUGAUGUAUAAUCUCAGGCAUUCCUGGAAGGAUAAUGGGAAAACCCAUGUUGAAUGUAAUGCCAAUAAUAUGAAGAUAGAAGAUGAUAGUGUUUCUGGUUCUCUUCCAUUUAAUCUUUGUGAAGAGAUUAAAAGCAGUAAUGCAUUAUAUCUUGAAUCUUGCCGAAAAUACACAUUUAAGAAGGAAGAAGAGAUGAGUUGUAUCAAAGAAAGAAGACAGGAAGUGCGCUCAAUUUUGUCUGAAGCUCCUGUUCGAUCACUUGAGGAACCAUUUUUUUGGGUUUCAACAGAUUGGCUUCGUCAGUGGGCUGACAACAUUACUCCACCUGUUCUUGACAACAGCUCCAUCCAAUGCAUGCAUGGAAAGGUUCCAGCAUCUAAGGUUGGCUCCAUGAAGCGGUUCUCAGCUGAAGCUUGGACCAAGUUGUUCUCUAAGCACAAUGGGGGGCCAAUUCUGACCAAUGAUGACUCCUGCACGAUUUGCCUUAUUGAUGGGGCUCGAGAUGUGGUCUCUGCUGACAGCUAUAGGGAUAGGAGAAUAUUAAUGAAGCAAGUUGCUGAGGAUGCCAUUGCAGGGAGGUGUUCAGAUGGAACAUACUAUGUUUCUAGAUCAUGGUUGCAGCAGUGGCUUAAAAGAAAAAUUCUUGAUGCUCCAUCUGAAGCUGAUGCAGGACCAACAGUUUCAAUCAGGUGUCCUCAUGGACAGCUUUUGCCUGAGCAAGCCCCUGGUGCUAAGAGAUUGCUUAUUCCAGAGAUCCUCUGGCUCUUCCUUUAUCAAGAUGCUUUAACAGUAAAACCUGCUGAGGACCUGGGUUGUUCAACUUUUCUCUCAGACUCUCUACAGUGUUCUGAGUGCAGUGAUGAACUAUCUGAAGUUGCAUGCAUGGAGGAUUCUUUAAGAUUGGUCAGGGAAAAACAGCGCCAGACUCAUGAUAAAUUGGCUGCCGGGAAAAGUAUUCCUCUUUCUCUGCAUUGCAAGUAUUACUUGAUACCCUAUUCUUGGCUUUCAAAAUGGAGAACCUACAUCAACGCAGCCGGAAGGAAUAUUUCUUCAGUAGAGAAACCGGAAACAUUAGAUGGCAUCAUGGAUUUGAUCAAGUGUGAAAAGCACUCACGACUUCUAGAAAGGCCUGUUGAUCUGGUCUGUAAACGUGGUUUGAUUUCACAAAAGUCUUCCCCUGUGGAUGGGUUAAUAUUCAUUACUGAGAGUGACUGGAAAUCCUUCUGUGAGGAAUGGCGUGGUAUUGAGGAAAAAGGUGCAUCUGCUGAAAUCAAGUUAAGUAAUACUGAAGGAAAUAACUUGGCAGAGUCCUCUGAUGAUAUGCAAAUCUGUGAGGAGGACUUGAGUACUCCAAAUCUCGUGAAUAGUGAAGUUGAUUCUAGAUCGCUUGUGAUUAGGACUUUCCCUGAGAUAUGUGAGGACUGCAUUGGAGAGAAAGAAAGCAGGGAGCUAAUGCGAAAGCUUGAGUACUGCAAUGAGGAUAUAUAUGUAUACUUGGUACAUGGCAAGGAAGCUCCAAAAUAUAUUUUACAAGCAUCUGAGACUAGUUUUGAUCCAGAUCGCCGAGUUUCCAAGCGCUCUCGAAAGACAAACACCGGAGAUCAAAUAAGUUUGAAAGUCUCUGGUUCUACAUCGAUAUACCAGUUAAAAAUGAUGAUAUGGGAAUCUUUUGGGGUUGUUAAGGAAAACCAGAUACUUCACAAAGGCACCCGAAUAAUUGAUAGUGAAUGUGCUACUCUGGCAGACUUGAACAUAUUCCCAGGGGAUAAGCUUUGGGUGACUGAUUCAGAAGUCCAUGAGAACCGAGAUAUUGCUGAUGAGCUUUCUGACCAAAAAAUGGAUGUUCAACACACUGAAGAGGGUUUUCGAGGGACACUUUUGACGACAAAUAUCCCAUCCCAAGUUGUUUAAGAAGCAUGUUUUUGCUAGUUAAAUGUCAAUAUCCAGGGUUUUGUAAAUAUUGACUGAGGGGAGGUGACUUGAAUUUUUAAUCUUCAGACGGCAUGUUGGAAGACCUGCAUUUUUAGAAGCAGUUCUUGAACCUAGUAUUGGUGAGCUUCCUGCACCUAAGAAGGCUGGUCCAAUGUGUAAAGUAGAUCGCCCUCUCCCUUCCCCUACCCCGUAAGAGGAUGUGUCUCGUGGUCUGAGUGUUCUUGUUCUAUCCAGUCCUGGUCAUUUUUCUGUUCAUAAGGAUGUUAGCGUGCCUUUUUAAUCUUUUGUCCAAAUGUACAUGUUGUGAAAAGUGUUUCGAGUGUGAUGCUUCUUUAUUCAGUAGCUAAUAACUUCUGCGGUUACUCAUCAUUGUACCAGUAAGCCUUUGAGUAUUAAUAAAUCGAUUUUCAUGUGUUAGUUCC